Messenger RNA from Elgaria multicarinata webbii, 3938 nucleotides. It is a transcript of the gene LDB1, whose product is annotated as LIM domain binding 1. The transcript has 11 exons. Gene Ontology annotation, molecular function: LIM domain binding. Bases 271 to 1506 code for a protein of 411 amino acids. Lineage: Eukaryota; Metazoa; Chordata; Lepidosauria; Squamata; Anguidae. The record is from RefSeq and is a predicted model, not a curated record. Gene Ontology annotation, cellular component: transcription regulator complex; nucleus. Gene Ontology annotation, biological process: nervous system development; negative regulation of transcription by RNA polymerase II; positive regulation of transcription by RNA polymerase II.
GAUUCGGAGCCGAUCGGAGCGCGUCGUCGGCUCGCGCACGGCGAGGCCAACGCAGCCCAGCCCAGCCCUGGACUCGCCGACGGGCUCCGCGAGAGAGGAAUCGGGCUGCUCCGCUUGCUGCGGCUCUUGCGCUUCCCGGCGGGGAGGCCCCGCGAUCGGGGGCGGCCUUGCCCGAGGGCUGGGGCCGGGGUCUCUCCCAGGGCGGCGGAUGCCAGGGCCCCGCCGAGCGGGCACGUCGCACCUCCCCUGCGCCAGGCCGGGCAUGUGAAGAUGUCAGUGGGCUGUGCAUGCCCAGGCUGUUCCUCUAAGUCAUUCAAGCUGUACUCUCCAAAGGAGCCCCCAAACGGCAACGCCUUUCCCCCCUUCCAUCCGGGCACUAUGCUGGAUCGAGAUGUCGGACCGACUCCUAUGUAUCCACCAACAUACCUGGAGCCUGGAAUUGGGAGGCACACACCAUAUGGGAACCAGACAGACUACAGGAUAUUUGAGCUCAAUAAGCGGCUGCAAAACUGGACCGAGGAAUGUGACAAUCUGUGGUGGGAUGCCUUCACCACUGAGUUCUUUGAAGAUGAUGCUAUGUUAACAAUCACCUUCUGUUUGGAAGAUGGACCAAAGAGAUACACGAUUGGCCGCACCCUGAUCCCUCGCUACUUUCGGAGCAUCUUUGAAGGGGGUGCUACUGAGCUAUAUUAUGUCCUCAAGCAUCCGAAGGAGUCCUUCCACAACAACUUUGUGUCGCUCGACUGUGACCAGUGUACCAUGGUCACGCAGCAUGGCAAGCCCAUGUUCACCCAGGUGUGUGUGGAGGGUCGCCUCUACCUGGAGUUCAUGUUUGAUGACAUGAUGAGGAUAAAGACGUGGCACUUCAGUAUCCGGCAGCACCGGGAGCUCAUUCCCCGCAGCAUCCUUGCUAUGCAUGCACAAGAUCCCCAGAUGCUGGACCAGUUGUCCAAGAACAUCACCCGGUGUGGACUUUCAAACUCCACGCUCAACUACCUCCGACUUUGUGUAAUCCUAGAACCAAUGCAGGAGUUGAUGUCGCGGCAUAAGACCUACAGCCUCAGUCCCCGGGACUGCCUCAAGACUUGCCUCUUCCAGAAGUGGCAGCGCAUGGUAGCGCCACCAGCUGAGCCUGCACGUCAGCAACCCAGCAAGCGCCGGAAAAGGAAGAUGUCGGGAGGCAGCACCAUGAGUUCCGGCGGUGGCAACACCAACAACAGCAACAGCAAGAAGAAGAGCCCGGCCAGCACCUUCGCCCUCUCCAGUCAGGUACCUGAUGUGAUGGUGGUGGGCGAGCCGACCCUGAUGGGUGGGGAGUUUGGUGACGAGGACGAGCGCCUGAUCACGCGGCUGGAGAACACGCAGUUUGACGCGGCCAAUGGCAUUGACGACGAGGACAGCUUCAACAACUCCCCCGCGUUGGGCGCCAACAGCCCCUGGAACAGCAAGCCCCCCUCCAGCCAGGAGAGCAAGUCUGAGAAUCCAACGUCGCAAGCAUCGCAGUAAAGGCCCCCCCACCCACCCGCCUGCUGCCCAGCCGGGCCUUGACCUGACUUGGCUGGUGCCCCCACGGACUGAGUCGAAACCGUUCUACCUGGACAAUUUGUGAAGAAGCGUGGCUGGCUGGCUGGCGAGGAUAGGGGCCGAUGGGCACUGCAGCACCAGCCUGCCGGCCUGCCCGCCUCCGGUUGGCCCGGCCACCACUCCCUGCGGUCUGCACUCUUGGCUGUGCCCAUUCGGGCAGACUUGGGGCCCUGGGCCUGGUGGAGCCUGGAUCUCCUUCUAGCUCCAGCAGAGUUUUAAUUCCUUUUCCUUCCCCACCCUACCCCAUGCAUCCACAGCCCCAGACACCACCAGCGGCACUGCUGUGGGAUGGUGUCCUGUGUUCAUUAUGCAGCCCUAGGGAGCCAGGCAGCUUUGCUUGAUUGGCAGGGAACACCUCCAGAGGGAGGCGGGGCCAAGUGCUUAAGGCGAUGUCACAGAACCGCCGGCCUGAUCGCAUUUUAUCAGUCUAGUUCCGUAUUUGGUCUCCAGGGGGCUCCCUUCUAGCAGGAAAAGGAGACACCAUUAUGACUCGCACUGGGGGCAGCUAGGACCCUCGUGGGAUGGGUCUUGAGCAGUCCCUCCUGCCUGCUGCAAGUGUGGCAGUGCAAUUGCUCCUGUGUAGCCAGAAGAACCCAGAAAGCCAACCUAAGGGGUGGGGGUGGAGGGGGGCUUUGACACUUCCUGGAAUAUGCUUAAAACUACCCUGCAGUGGACAUGGAAGGGCCCAAGUCCCUUUCCGUCUGACCUUUGGGCAUUGGGCCAACCUUCUGCCCUGGCUGCUCCUACCGAAAACUGCAAUCCUGACCCUCUCCCCACCACCACCACCACCACCCGGAUUUUGUUUUAUUUUUUGUUUUUUUAAAAAAAAUAUUAUUAAAAUUGUAAGUUUUAAAAAAAAAGAAAAGAAAGAGAGAAUCUGCCCUCCCUCCCUAUUUUCCCCAAUCCUGAUUUUUGUACAGGCUUGUCUACCAAUUGGGAGUCUUGGUUUUUAUAUACAGUUCCGAGAGCUUCAAACCAAGGAGAGACUUUGCAGACUUCCUUUAUAUGAUCCUUUGAGGACAGCAUGGCUGCCCGACUUUGCCCCCUCUGUGUAACGUGUGUGCUGCUCCCCCUGCUCCCCCCUCCUCUACCAACCCCACCCCCCUUUCGGGUUUGUGUACUUCGUGCUUGUAUAUUUCCGCGCUGUAGGCCGUGUGUAUGAUACUGUUCUUUCACUGUGUUCUCACUAAUGCAGCUGCCCGCCCCUCUCCUUGCCCCCCCCCAUUAGGUGGUUGGGGGUGAUUGAUGGGCAUCCUUCUUGGUAGGCACGAGAAUUUAGAGGGUGGUGCCACCAGAUUACAGCAUUGCGGAACGUGGGGGACAGGGUUGACAGCAGGACCUCUUAAGAAACACAGCCUGGAGAUGGGGAGAACGGGUGUUUCGUAAAGAUGGAGGGUCGUUUCCUCCGUGAUGGAGUGAUGCUCUGGGGAAUCCAUUUCACAACCAGACCCAUCCUCUUUGGGAUGGGGAGCGACAGGCCUUGCCAAGCCCCCAAGGAAACAGGAGCUGCUCCUAAACCCACCCACCCUGCUCUCCAGUGUUUUGAUGUCACUCUUGUUCAGCAUUUCCUGCUUGAGUUUUGUUCUGUGCUCCUUGGGGAGAAGGUCCUUUUAUAUCACCGAGGCCUAGAAGCAACCUUGUGUAAGCCAUGGCUUUCUGCCUUUGCGAGGGAUGUACAGAGAAGCUUAGGUAUUUUGGCCACUUCAUGGCACAGACUUGAUGGUGAGGGUUGGGGCAUUUAGGGGACGCUGUCUGGACCGUCGUGACAACAAUCCCCUUUGCCUUGCUUAAGCUGUUUCUCCCACCUGUUCCUUAACUGCAAGGAUAUUUUCUGUAGCAGGGUCGUUGCCAUCCAGUGGCCCUAGAGCUGGUGUUUCUGGCCUCUUGUUGCUCCACGGCGGUUUGUUUGCUACUACAGCAUGGAUUUUCAUCUGAGCCAUGCUCUGGAGUCCCAGAAAUUCUCCCCUCCUCUGGAAGAGCCCAGCUGGAUCAACCUGAAACAUCUUAGGGAGGUGGGGGGCAGGCUGGUCACUUUUGUGUUACUGGGCCCAAAUGCUCCCAUCCUGCUUGGCCCCUUGGGAGCAGGCAGUACAGCAGGCAAUACUAUCAUUUACAGGGCAUUUUUUUUUCUGUAUCCUUUUUGUACUUAAAGAUACGAGUGUCACGUCCCCCAUUGCUGUGGCUCGGCAUGAACUGGUGACGUGUACUCUGUCUCCUCUUCCCCACCUUUACCCUUCCCACAUACCACCUACCCCUUACCCCCCACCUCGGGGCACUGUAAAGCCUUUUUUUUUUUUUGCAUAGUUUGUGCCAUUUAUGGUCAUGUAUGGUACCAAUAAAACAACUUUUCGGUU